UUGUAAGGGAACAUAAAUUAAAGUAUAUAUGUAUGCAUGUAUUCAUUGAUCUAUCAGCAUCCUCCAAUAGAUCUCUGUGUUAUUCAUCAUGUCUGCUCCGUCAUACUCUCAUCACCAGGCUUCCGAUGUAGAGGGAGGGAGCCGGGCGUCGCAGCCAGAUGAAAAUCCUGGACGCUUUUCAGGCAAACUCCGAUCUUGCUAUGGCUGCCUUCCGCAGCCCUUGCGAAAACUUCUGCAAUGGCUGAGCCAGAAAUUCGAUAUCGAAACCAACUGGGGGCGAGGGCUGUAUAUUGCAGCAUAUCUGAUCGUCAUCUUGAUGCAUCCUUUGCGUUACUACGCUUAUGUGAUCAAAUCUGAAAAAAAUUGCCUGGAAAUUGACAAUGAAUUGUACGCCACCAUUGGCCCCGUUGUCAUCCUCAAUGCUUUGAUGCUGCUGUAUGCGCCGAAUUUUUUCAAAAAGCUGCUUGAUCGAGCCCAUAGUUCUAAAACGAUGAAGUAUCAUUUCGUCUUCACUCAAAUACCAGUCUUGUUUAUGACAUUGACAGUGCUUCCUGAUUUAACAGCAGGAACGGAAGACAGGAUCUUCUUGACGACGGCUAACUUGUUUCUUUUCGGAUAUAUUCUACUGGUUAUCGGACUCUCAUUAACAAUUAAACAUGCCAUAGAGAGCAACAGCAGUAGCUUUGUUGCUAGACAAAAGUGGGUAAAAGCUGUAUACAAUCUCUUUCUUUACCUGCUUGGAGGCCAUGUAUUUGGUGCUUUAUGGUACUCUUUUGCUAUCGACAGAGUUUUGGCAUGUUGGAGGGAGGAGUAUUUCAAAAGGAAUAACUUUAACCCUCAAUCUUUCGUCUGUCGUGAUCAGCAUAAGAACAAAGGAGGGCUACAUUGCCGUAAAUUAAACGCUACCGAGAUCAAAGGGUUUGGAAUUUUCGAUGAUGCUCUUCAGUCUCACAUUGUGGAUCUGGAACGGCAGUUCUUCAAAAAGUUUUUAUACUGUUUAAGAUGGGGCCUGCAAGCUCUCAGCUGUUUCGGCCAAAACCUGUCACCAAGUACGUUUAUCAUGGAAAAUAUUUUUGUGGUUUCGAUAAUCAUCUAUUCCACGGUGCUGUUUGUCUUCUUAAUCGGAAAUAUGCAGAGUUACCUGACAUCCGAAGAAAAAUCAGAUAAACAGAGGGGACAAGAGGAGGCAGCACGUAAAAAAGGAGAAAUGCCGAUACAUGAGGAGAUGACAUUGUUUCAGGUUCAAGCGCCGGGGCAAUCGACUGAAAUGUUGCAGAAACAAACGGCGGAGCAGUGCUUGUCUUUCCAGAAACUCCCUGAAAAUUUGCAAUUGGAAGUGAUAAACAAUUUGCAGCUGAACAAAUGGCGAGAAACCAAAGUUCUUCAUGUAGAAACUUUGAGCAAUAUUCUUCCAGAGGAUCUCCUAAGGGACAUAAAGGUCCAACUUUGCCUGCAGCAGUUGAGGAAUGUCGAAGAGUUUCGAAACUUGGGAGAACCAGCGUUAAAGGAUCUAUGUUAUCAUGUCAAGCUAGUUUUCUAUCUUGACCGCACUCUAAUCGUCAGGGAGGGAGAGCCAAUUAACGAGAUGCUCUUCGUGCUGCACGGUGAACUCCAGACUCGCAACUCUAGGGGCCCUGAAUAUUUGAAGGACGGUGGGGUCUUUGGGAAAGAACUUGUCACUUGGUUUAAAAAUCAGGCUGAAGUCUGCUCAUGCAACCUCCCAGUCUCACAAAGAACUGCUCAGGCGUUUACCAAUGUGGAAGCCUUUGUUCUUAUGGCUUACGACUUGAAGAAAAUAUUCAGCAAGUACAAUCAGUAGCAAGCAAAUUAAACCUAAGAUGAUUUCAGAAAGGAAAAUACUUAUACGUUGAAGAGUGAUUCAAAAAAUAAGUUGCUGCACAUUUUUUUAAUUUACUUGUAACGAGUAGCUUUUAGUCGAGCUGGAUCAUCUGACAACACCAUGCUGGGAAACCUUAGACCUAGUCAGUGGCCCAUGACUACUAUACUAUGUGAAUCAAGAGUUUACCGUUAGAUUUCGAACCCAUCCCUUCUUUGUUGCUUGGGGUCUGGUUUUCUGUUAUGUUAUUAGCCUCUUUAUAGGCACUUAAAUUAUGGAUGAAAAGUGCAGCAAAAAUUUAUUCAGU
Mangifera indica (mango) is the source of this 2144-nucleotide messenger RNA. RefSeq names its product cyclic nucleotide-gated ion channel 1-like. NCBI's taxonomy places the organism in Eukaryota, Viridiplantae, Streptophyta, Magnoliopsida, Sapindales, Anacardiaceae. Bases 89 to 1819 code for a protein of 576 amino acids. The record is from RefSeq and is a predicted model, not a curated record. The transcript is spliced from 7 exons.